CUCUCGAUACCAAGAUCCGACCACAAUGGAGGCCAUCAAGCUUCAGAGGAAGCAUCCGCAAUUCUCGCAAGAGGAGAUGAUGUCCCUCAUCAACCGUUUCCAUCAAAUUGACAUCGAUGGGAAGGGCUCAGUAGGCAAGCAAGACGUCAUCAAAGCUGUGCAGGACCAAGGAGAGGCUUCGUACGAUCAGGCAAGGGAGACACUUAAGGAGGUCAAUCUGGACUCGUCGGGUAGGGUCGAGUUGGAGGACUACGUUGAGCUCUUCGCUAAGCUUCGAGCGGGUCGCAACCUGUCUGCAGGAACCGUCACCAAGGGAAAGGUGACCGUAAAGGGCAGCAACGCCAGCGUCCAACACACUAUCAACGAGGACGAGCGUACUGAAUUCACGCGACACAUCAACCAAAGCUUGGCCGGCGAUGCGCACAUUGGCAGUCGUCUGCCGAUCCCCACGGACACCUUCCAGCUCUUUGACGAGUGCAAGGAUGGAUUGAUUCUGUGCAAGCUGAUCAACGAUGCUGUGCCAGAGACGAUCGACGAACGUGUAUUGAACGUUGGGAAGGGAGCAAAGGGCCCAAACGCCUUUCAAAUGACCGAGAACAACAACAUCGUCAUCACAUCAGCGAAGGCUAUCGGGUGCAGUGUGGUCAACGUCGGCGCCCAAGACCUGAUCGAUGGCCGUGAGCACCUCAUUCUCGGUCUCAUCUGGCAGAUCAUUCGCCGCGGCCUGCUCAGCAAGAUCGACCUUAAGAACCACCCGGAGCUCUACCGCCUUCUCGACGACGGCGAGACGCUCGAAGAGUUCUUGCGUCUACCCCCCGAUCAGAUCCUGCUGCGUUGGUUCAACUAUCAUCUCAAGGCCGCCAACUGGCCGCAGCGCGUCAACAACUUCAGCAAGGACGUGUCGGACGGGACGAAUUACACGGUAUUGCUCAACCAGCUCAAGCCGGAGUCGUGCGACCGUGCACCUUUGCAGCAGGGAGACGUACUCAAGCGUGCAGAGAUGGUCUUGCAGCGAGCGGAUGCGAUCGGGUGCCGCAAAUACCUCACCCCUGGGGCGAUGGUAGCGGGCAACCCGAAGCUCAACUUGGCUUUCGUGGCGCACCUCUUCAACACCUGGCCAUGCCUCGAAGCUCUGGAGGAGCCUCCUCCGAUGGAGAUCGAGGACUUCGAUGCCGAGGGAGAGCGGGAGGCUCGAGUCUUCACCCUGUGGCUCAACAGCUUGGACGUGGACCCUGGAGUCUACAGCUUGUUUGAGGACCUCAAGGACGGCUCCGUCAUCCUUCAGGCGUUUGAUAAAGUCGUGCCAGGGUCAGUCGUGUGGAGGAGGGUGAGCAAGCCCAAGGAGGGGCAGGAGUUGAGCAGAUUUAAGGCAGUAGAGAACACCAACUACGCAGUCGACCUGGCAAAGGCAAACCAAAUGCACAUCGUGGGGAUCCAGGGAGCCGAUAUCGUCGAUGGGACGAAGACGUUGACGUUGGGCUUGGUCUGGCAAUUGAUGCGCCUCAACAUCUCGAAGACUCUCUCAUCUUUGGGUAAGGCAGGACGAGGCGUUUCAGACCAGGACAUGGUUGCUUGGGCAAACAACGUCGUCAAGACCUCAGGCAAGACUUCCUCGAUGCGAUCAUUCAAGGACCCGUCACUUCGCUCUGCCCACUUUUUCCUGGACGUCCUCGACGGCCUGCGAAAGGGAAUCGUCGACUACUCCCUCGUCACAAAGGGGAGCACCGAGGACGAGUGCAGGAAUAACGCUAAACUGGCUAUUUCGAUUGCGAGGAAGAUGGGAGCCCUGAUCUUCCUGGUUCCAGAGGAUAUUGUUGAUGUGAGGCAGAGGUUGAUCUUGACUUUUGUGGGGAGCUUGAUGGCUUUGCAGGGUGGGGCUGGGUCAGCGUGAGAGGGUAAAUGCACAUCCAAAGCUGUUCGUAGGGGAGCGUAUAUCUAGCUCGGCUUGUCAAG
This is a messenger RNA of Jaminaea rosea, 1953 nucleotides long. RefSeq lists its product as hypothetical. Gene Ontology annotation, cellular component: actin filament bundle; actin filament; cytoplasm. Lineage: Eukaryota; Fungi; Basidiomycota; Exobasidiomycetes; Microstromatales. Gene Ontology annotation, biological process: actin filament network formation; actin filament bundle assembly. The record is from RefSeq and is a predicted model, not a curated record. Gene Ontology annotation, molecular function: actin filament binding; calcium ion binding. The coding region runs from base 26 to 1891 and encodes 621 amino acids. The transcript is spliced from 5 exons.